AUGGGGAAAAUUUUCAUUUUUCAAAUCGACUCCAGUUGAAUACAGUACCUGCAACUCGCUUCGGUUCCAAUCUGUAGUAAGAGUCGCGAAUUCGAUUUUGGGUGUUGAUUCGCUCAUGAAGGGUGGCGAGGAGACUGAAACGAGGAAGACAGACGCUUGUGUUUGACUGCGAUUCUACAACACAAGUGUAAAACCAAGAGAUGAAGUACGCAAAGCCUUUGCAUUUGUUUCGUGAUUUGGUAAAGGCAAGUUCAUCUGGAAGUGGGCGUCUUCUUGGUCUGGAUGUGGGGGAUAAGUAUGUGGGUCUUGCUGUUUCAGAUGCCAAUAACGCAACUGCUUCUCCUCUCAGUGUUCUCGUUCGAAAGAAAUCAACUAUUGAGCUGAUGGCUAUUGAUUUUCAGUGUUUGAUCUCUGAACUGUCCCUUAUAGGCUUUGUUGUUGGUUGCCCUUUUGACAGGCAUAGAAGGUGUCCACAAUCAGUGAUAAUAAAACUCUUCAUUGACGAGUUAUGUAAAAACGAGAGACUCGAAGGAAUGAAGUAUACCUUUUGGGAUGAGUGCUUCACAUCGAAGAGUGUAGAAUUAAUGUUGAAGCCAUUGAGUUUUCACCCUGUGGUGGCUAAGACAAUGACUGACAAAUUUGCUGCAGUGGGAAUACUUCAGGGAUAUCUGGAUCAUGUGAACCAGAUGCAAUAAAGUUAAACUAAUCCGGGUAGAAAUUCACUGUUUUUUUUAUUCUCUUAUUCGAAAUGCGCCAAGUAGGGGUUCAACCAGCAAUCUUCUUCUGCUAACAAAUUCUGACUUACAUUACAUUAAUUUAGUGAACUAUGUGAAUAGAAGCUACAGAAGAAAGCAAUAUUCUCUAGAUGUGAAAAUGUGCCCAUUUGGAACACAUGUCUUAAAAAAAUUGUGUAUCGUUUAUUUAUUUUAGA
Molecule: messenger RNA, 931 nt
Organism: Impatiens glandulifera
Lineage: Eukaryota; Viridiplantae; Streptophyta; Magnoliopsida; Ericales; Balsaminaceae
Product: putative pre-16S rRNA nuclease
Exons: 6
Coding region: 201-695 (164 amino acids)
Biological process (GO): rRNA 5'-end processing
Source: RefSeq, a predicted model, not a curated record